Molecule: messenger RNA, 483 nt
Organism: Cylindrotheca closterium
Lineage: Eukaryota; Bacillariophyta; Bacillariophyceae; Bacillariales; Bacillariaceae
Source: the annotation of a GenBank genome assembly
AUGGGCGAUACUAUCUCCGGUCCAAUCUUUAUUUCCAUUGGAGAUGAGGAAAAACUUGCCACAUUCUUGGAAAAGAAUCCAGAAAUCCCAAGAGACCAAGUCUUGGUCGAUGACUACAGUUUUAAGGCUUACAAGGCUGCCGGAUUUGGAAAGUUUGAUGACACAGACAAAGAAGUUGCCAAGGAAGCCAUGAGCAACAUGGGGGCACCUGAACUUGGAUUGAAGGGUUGGUGGAACUACAUGACGUCUGUUGGUAAGGUUUCUCCAAUCCCCAAAGAUAUGAAGUUUGGUGAAGUGCCGGAGGGUGUUCUUCGACUGGGUGGAACCUUUGUUGUGAAAGGAAACAAGAUUGUCUACCGCUGGAGUGAUCGUCUACCAGGAGAUCACCCUGACAUUGACAAUGUCAUUCAAAUUGCAGAAGAAUCAGCCAGUAAAAAGGGAGGCGACAUUUUCCAGGGUGUGCUCAAGAUGAUUGGUCAAUAA